Messenger RNA from Papilio xuthus (Asian swallowtail), 655 nucleotides. The record is from RefSeq and is a predicted model, not a curated record. NCBI's taxonomy places the organism in Eukaryota, Metazoa, Arthropoda, Insecta, Lepidoptera, Papilionidae.
AAUAGUGUUUGAUUUGAGGUUGUUUUUGUGCAACUAGCACUUUAAAUUUAGCAAUUUUAUUGCUACAAUUAAGUAGUUCUUAUAAUCUUGAACAAAUACCAAUUAUUUGAGUUAUUAAAGUACAAAAUGGUGUUUCUGACUGUAACUAAUUUAAUUCGCGUUCGUGGGCCUGAUGAAAUUUGGAGAAAAAGAAAAAUAUUCAGAUUAGCUGCUGCCUUUAUUGGGCGUCGCAGAAAUUGUUAUUCUGUGGCCGUCCGUAAUGUUCAUCGUGCUUUGGUCUAUGCUACAAAAGCACGCAAAUUAAAGAAAGAAGAUAUGAAAGAACUGUGGAAUACUCGGAUAACUGCUGCUUGUGAGCAGCACAAUAUAAGCACGUUUACUUUGAAAGAAGGUUUAGAUCGCUCUAAUAUUAUGCUUGAUCGUAAGUCUUUGUCAGACUUAGCAGCAUGGGAACCACGUACAUUUGAAUGUCUUGCAGCAGUAGCACAAAAGAAGUUGGAAAUUGAUGGAUUUAUAGACGGGGCUGACAAAAAACAUCCUACCGGAGUUAAUUUGAAUCUUAAGGAUGUAAUGUUAGAACAAUGGUUAAAAGAAAAGAAGUAGCUUUUAUUAUUUUAGUAAAUAUUUUUAAGGUAGUGAAAUAAAUAUCAUUAGU